UUUUAAAUUGGUUCUUAAAUGCACAUAUCUGAAUUGUAAACAUUGUUGUACAAAACCAUUUAAAUUGUGUACCAUAUAUUUGCAUGAAAAAAUCGAACCAUUGAGAAAAGAUCCAUUAAGCUUACCAGCUCAAUUCGACGUGUAUUAGAAUCUGCAUUUAGACUGUAAAAAUUACAACCGUCAAACAACGGUGCACAUUAAGAGUGAUACGCUCCUGCUGUAGUAAUCAUAGAAGAAGCCAUUUUGCAGAUAUCUUAUUUCAAGCUGAGCAGCUGGGACUCUAAACGACGACAAAUAUUAUUUGGAAAUGACUGACAGCAGGUGCCAGAAGAACUUCUACCAGGAUUCUGGCUUGAAUCGGGGAACAGGAAAAAGAGCAAUCAAACCCCAGCAGGCCAACGAGAAUGACUUCUUCUCUAUCAACUACGAGGCAGCAGAGCCCAGAUCAGGAACUGAGCCACCUGUUGCCUCAGGUCCUUCUUCCGUGCCAUGGGGAACAUCUGCAGAUGUCAAACACACAGCAGUUGGCGAUGAGUUGGCCAUGCUGGGCGCCGGUGCAAACCACAAUUCCCGGAAACAGUCUCGUGAUCAAAACUCUCAAGUAUCUCUGACGGCAUCAAUGAACAGACAGAAAGAGUUUUAUGACCAGAAUCCGGAGUGCAAGCCAGUCACCAAUCACCACCGGGAGGCCAUGCUGGCGGAGAAGAAUAAACCAGCACCCUGGGGAACUCAGGGCGAUUUCGAAGCUCCCUCACACCAAGAACCAGACAGACAUUAUAACGGUAAUGGCAAUAUGUCAGUACCAUGGGGAACGACCGACCCAAAUGCACCCCACACCAAUGGUUUGUCUCACUCCGGAUCCGGUGGCAACAACUCAACUCGCAAGCAGUACCUGGAUCAGAAAUCCCAAAUGACAUAUGAAGAUUCGAUGAACCGACAACGUGACUUCUACGACCAGAAUCCCGAGUCGAAGCCAGUCAUAAAUCAACAUCGCGAAGCAAUGUUGGCGGAGAAGAACAAGCCGGUACCGUGGGGAACCCUGCAAGACCUUGGAGGCACUGCAGAUGGUUACGACCAAGAAUUCAAAGGAAAGCGAAAAGGAAGUAGUCAAAAUGGCCACGGUCCCGCGCCUCCUCCUUUUGCAACUGCUUUCAACGACGAGCUUCCGGCAAACGGACGAAAAGGUGGCGGCGGCAGGGGUGGUCAACAGGCGCAACAAUCGAGUGUCCAAUCUCAAAUAACAUUCUGAAUUCAUCCACUUUAUAUAUGAUAAUUAAACGCUGUGAGAAUCAAUGCGAGCGCAUACAGUAAUGUUAAUGUUAAGGUUAUACUGAUGUGACGUGCUUUACCCAUGACACAGUUUUGAGCUAUGUUACCUUGAUUCAAAUUGUUAGUGUGUUUAUGUAUCAAAUUUGUUGGUGUGAGUUUUGAUAUUGCUUAAAUUAUUGCAAAUAAAGUCAAAAUUCAACUGUUUCCAUCCCGA
Symsagittifera roscoffensis is the source of this 1483-nucleotide messenger RNA. RefSeq lists its product as uncharacterized. The record is from RefSeq and is a predicted model, not a curated record. The coding region runs from base 308 to 1249 and encodes 313 amino acids. Lineage: Eukaryota; Metazoa; Xenacoelomorpha; Acoela; Convolutidae. The transcript is spliced from 6 exons.